AUGGCGCAAUCGGCUGCAAACGAAGGUCCACUGGACCGUGCGGAGUUGGAUAUCCGCUCCAUCGCGUUCCAUGUGAGCCAGCUUCCCAUUGAGGAUCAGAAUGCCUGGACCCGCAUCCUUGAAUCGGAGGCCCCUGUUGACAAUUCGCUCACUGCGCCGCUCGAGGAUCCAACUCUCAAUGAGGAGUUGGGGACGGACCAAUUGCGAUGGGAGAUCAAUCUUUCUCAUUUGGCCACAAUUGCCCUGGAGCUGAAUGAGCCCGGAUGGCAGCGCUCCGUGGCGACGCUAUGCGAGGCCUCUGAUACGACGACCGUAGACGCGCGCAAGUCUGCUGUGAAGAAUCUUCGCUCCCUCUUUCAACCACUGGUCUCGGCCCAAGAAGGCUUUACCUUUGUGGCCGAGCACUGCUUGGAGAGCUGGAUUCUCAAGGAAGAGUCUUACUUCCAAAAUCGUUUUGAGGCUUGGUGUCGGAAAGAUGCUCCCUUGCACCAGCUGACAACCGACGCCGACACUGGCUAUAUGAUCGAGAUUGUGCGCUUGCUUCAGCUUGACUGUUUUGGUUUGUUGUCAGCCAAGUCUGCCUUGCGCGAUGAGGACGUCGAGUCAUUGCUCCAUGCGCUCGAAUCACUGUGUAAUCGUCGACUCCCGAGGCGCAGUGGGUCAACCUCGGACACCGAGCACUCUGUAAAAGAGCUUCGCACAAGUCCCCUGCUUAAUCUGGAUGAGGAAAUGCAGCACGUCUUUGAAAAUUUGGAUUGGAGCGACAUCACUCUGUGGGGCAAAACCUUUGCUCGCCAGUCACAAGGUCAGUUGAGUGUCAGCACUCGCCAACCCGCGCAAGAGCGUCACGUUGAUACACUGCCGACGGUGUGCUUUGUGCCUUCAUUAACACGGGGUCUGAUGUUUGCAGAUUGGCGAGAAGCACAGUGCAAGUUAAAAGGCAAGAUGCAGCACAUCCAUUCACAACACUUUGCAUGCUUCAAAGGCCUUGACUCUGAAAGCGAGUCGCCAAAUUCGGCCUUUGACCCUGCAAACUGCUCUUUAGCUGAGCUUCUUGGCCAUCCACGAGACAAAGCAGAUGAAGCGAAGCUUCUCAUGCAGUAUUUUGCAGAUCCGGACGAGGUUAAUCGUCGUCGAAUGAAAGAAUAUCAAGCGGCAAUGGAGGAUUUUGCAGAGCUGAAACGCCUGGACCAACUACUUUCCAAUCCAGUUGCCUGUUUGCAAACACUAGUCGAUGCUGAUCAGAUUGAUGUGGGCCAGACGCGACGUCAGACGAUCCGAAUCAACGUGGCAGUGGAGCCACAGAACACGAGCGAAACCAGCAAGCUGUUCCAAGCUCUUAAGACCAGCGUGCAAGAUGCCAACGUGGCAAUGCUGGGGAUUCUCCAAAGCGCGUGCUUCGUGCUUGUUUAUCAGACUGAUGAUGGUAAUGAGAAGGACGGUGCUUCUUGGAAACACGGGUUGUCCUUGCGUGAAAAGGGGAACCAGGCGUCCUUGGCCGGACCUUCGCGCAAACUUUGCGUGUUGGCCUUCGUGUCAGAAGACGAAUUUUGCCGCGAACGGGAACAGGGAGCUUGGUGGGCGCAAUCUCAAGGAGCCAACUACAAUGCCGAGCUACGCCCGUACGCGUGGCAUGAACUUCUCGAUGUCCUACGGGCGCAGCGUUUCGAUACACUUCAGCUGCCAUCUUCAGCUGCUGCCUGUCUUGAUGGGCAUCAUGCCUCCGCAACUUUGAUGGUCGACCUACAUACGCAAACUAUGCGAAUGUGUCAGCUGGCUGAUGCAUCUGUGAUCUUGCCUAUGUCUCCAGAUGCCUUUUCUGGUACUUCAGAAAGUCGGCCCGUUCAGAUGACUGCUCUUUGCGUGAGAAUCCGAGCGCUUAAACAGCCACCAAGCAAGGGCUUUCGCCACGCGCUUGAGGCACUCCAGCAAGAGGCGCAGAAGCAUCCAAUUAGCUUGAGCAACGACAUGAUCGCCCAACUGCUUGAUCAAGAUGUUGAAGGACCGCAUUCGACAUUUGGAUCCCUGAAUUUACGUUGGCAAGUUUCUCCGGCAGUACAUCAUGCUGCAUGUGAGCGGUCUUCGGCUAGACUGCCAAGCGACGCAUUGAAGCAAGCAUCUGGGAUCCAAAGCUCUGUCUCACGGGGCUAUUCGAUUGCAUACCAGGACAUGAUUGCCUGCCUGGAUCGUGGUCUCAAUGAUGCUCAACCAGAGAUAUGGCUGAUAGUAGAGGCUCAUUUGGAAGAGUUGGCCCGAAUUCGACGCGACCUUGCCCCACUGUUUGUGUCGGCCUAUGCUGUUGAUGAAGAGAACUUGGAUGGUGUAAUUGUUCAGUUACAGCAUAACCAUCUUUCGCAGUACUGGCGCAACCGCCGCCUAGUCAUCCUCUCGAUCGACGCCGGGGUAGGCUUGGCAGACUUGCAGCGGCUUCUACAACUUCUGAACCAAUCCCCAAAUACGACGUCUCUGCUAAUGUACACGCCUCGCCUGCAGCAACAAUUGGAUCGUUCCUCAACAUCGUUUGUGAGGCGGUGUCGAUUGCUUCCCGACUCGGGCGCUCAAAUUGUUCCGUUCGAUGAGCAGCCGGAGAGCCUUGUGACCAAGCUCUUUACCAUGGCGGAAGGCCUGUUCAAAGCCCACCCGACGGAAUUUGAAACCAUGGUAAAACUUCAUGCAGAGCAGCAAGGAGAUUCUUUGCAGGGGCAAGCGACGGCUGCGGCAUCGUUUCCCCGAAGCCUAGAACAAUACUUUGACACAACUCUUGAGGAAGUGACCUGCACUCAAAUUGUGGCACUUGCGGUUGACACAUCACUCCCGACGAGAUGGCCCGCUUCGCACGCAGUCUUUCACGUUUAUGAUCUUGCUACAGACCAAGCUGCGCUCGAAAAUUUCCGCCAGGCUCUCAACGGCAUUUCACCACCUAAACAUGUUUUGAUCAAAAACUUUGAGCUUAUUUCCUGGCAUCAACGAGAACAGCUCUUGCGUGAGGUUGUCAAUUUGCAGCUCAAAAUAUGCCUCUUGGUGACUCAAGCAACGCUAGAUCCUCGUCUUUUCACAUUAGCUCUUCCACAUGGCGUGCCGAUCAAAAUUCACGAGGUGUAUUCACGGGCGUUGGAUGCCUCAUGUGACCUGGGGGUAGAUGCGCACUGUAACCUCAUCAGGGCUGUGGCACACCAGCUCGGUACACGGCUUGGGCAAAUUUCUAGCCCUGGAGCCAAGGGCCUUACUUUCAGCCCGGAUCUCAAGGCUUUGCUCCGCCAACGCAUAUCAUCGCUUGACAAUCUGGCUGAGACCCAGUCUGAACAAAUGAAUGAGGUAUUAUUAGAAGGAGCAAGUACGCUUUUAAGCGCUUCCAUUGAGCUGGAAGUGGCAGUCGACGUUUCAGUGUAUCUAUGGCUUUGGGCAACCUCACCGCACAAAGCAGCCAAAACCCUUCAGCAGUCCUCAGAGCCGUUUAUGCUUCUUCUGGCGGCUUCUUUUAUCACUGUGCAAGAACCUGCUCUUCAGCAUCUAUCAUAUCAAGCUUUUCUACGAGCAAGCCCCAUUGCCCCUCUCUGCACACAAAACGUGCGAGUGGCUUUGUACGUUGCUCACGUCGCUUGCCUCAAACUUGGCAAAGAAGUUGACCUGAAACCACUUCUGGGGUAUUUUGCCAUGAACAGCCACCGGUCUGCGAUGCUUUGCAUGAGCAAUGUGUUGAGCGACAAUGUACUUCCUUUGUGGUACUGCUACAGUUCGGCAAAACAAAUCCCUGCAAGUUAUUUUUUUGCUGCUGCGGCCCAGGAAGACAGUGCGCAAGGCGAGCUGUUUUUAUCAGUCCAAGGUCACACGGCUACCGAUUGGAAUAGCUUGUGCCAUCGCUGGGAGUCUUUCGCAUACGACUCGCAGGAGCUGCGCCUUGUGCUCGAGGCAGGGGCUAUCAAACCCUACUACCUGCUUGCUAUUCAGAGCUCUAGGCUGUUGAGCUUGACUGCGGAGGCACGGCAGGAUGAAGGUGCUUGGCUGACCUCAACAGCGACUGCUGCUUUGCUCAGGCAGCUCAAAGGUCUAGACUUUUUGAUCUCGACGUACAACAAGCACACCGACGGUGAUGGGCUAGCACCAAUUCCAAAUAAAUUAGUCUCACGUUUAGCUGCAGUCAAGCUAAUUGCGAGACGCUUGUGCAAUGCAGGCGACGCCAGUGCUUUGCCCUUCACAUCUGCUGAGGCUGUCGCCUUAAUCAAAAUCAUGGCACCCGCAGACAAGCUGCCAGCUGACGUUGCAGCAUUGCUCGCGGAACAGGAUAUUGAUGUCAGCGGUGGUCGCGGCAUUUUGCAAGCUGCACUUUUGGAGCCCGGCGUGCCAUUACCCGACAAACUUGGCGUUGCAUUCGUUGACCAGCUCAUUGAUCAACUGGAGCGCAAUGAGCCUUGCGAUUCAAGACCACAGAACUGGCUGCAAGCCAACAGUCUCUUCUUAGCAUACACCUCUAAAAAUGCGCAGCCAGCGAAUGCGUUUUUGGAAAUAAGCUUUGAAGGCACCUUUUUGAAGCUGUCCGACAAAGCAGCUGUCCGGCUUUUCAUGUGGGCAUCGCUCCGCGCCUGCGAAGCAAAUUGGGAGAAUCCUUCUGCUGGUGCAUUGGUACAGACGGCUCUUGGCCCGUCGGUACCGCAUGUAGAAGGCGCCCAGCUCUUAAAAGCCAUGGGAACGGCUUCAGCUGUGGAGGAAGCAAGCCUUCCUUCUCGUCAAUGGUGGACUGCUGGCGUCAUGGCCCGCCGAAUUGGCAAUGCAAAACCAUUUGCAGUAGCCAAUCACUAUUGGGACGCGGUUUUAUGUUGGCUGAGCAAUCAGGACACAGAGGCAUGCUUGUCGCUAGUCAAGGAUGAGCCGACUUGUUUGAGCUCUCUUUUGAAGGACCAAAAUUCGAUCCCGUUGGUCAUUCAGCUGGCAGCCAAGGCGUUUGCUGAGCAGAGUCAUGAUCCCCAACGAACUACAAGAUUGCUGUCGUGGGUCGCAAAGUCAGUCAAGCUGGAACAGAACGCAAUCGACGCCAUGAACGGCAUCCAGGCUUUGCUGUGCACAGCAGGAGCAUCAGGGUUACCUUCUAAUACUAUAAAGGUGGCAGACCUGGUGUGGUGUCUCUUCCCUGGCAGCGCCUGCGCACCCGCGUCAUGGCUUAUUGGGGAUUACCGUGCGCUGCGCGAAACCCUCGAGACGUUCAAUACCUUGCAAGGUUUGAACUAUCAGUUUGUUGGCUCAGAAUCGCCAUCGGGUCAGAUGGCAUUGAGUCUGUUUGCGCCGGACUAUGCAAAUCCCGGGUUCCGUGCGCAGGUCUAUCAGAAGCUGGAGCUGUGCAACCCACCAGCCGCCAGCAUCCUUGUCAAAGUGGGAAAGAACCAAUGUGUUGCUCUUUUCCCGGGAUGUUCCGUUCCUGUUGGUGACGGUGCUUCACAGCUAAAACUGAGCGAUGAGCUCGGGUUGGAUGAUGUUCUAGCUCAGCUUGAUACAGACUUGGCAAGUCUGCAGUCGAUUGACGAAGUAGAUCACUUUCUUAGCAAUCAGCCGCUAAAUGUCGCUUUGCACCGUGGCUUUGCUUCAGACUUGGCAAUCCUGAAUGCCAGCACCUUCUGCCGUGGUUUGUUCUUCCUACAUUGGCUUUCGAAAUCAAGCAUUAGCGACGACGACUCGACAUACGUUUUCAACACGACAGUUUCAAAAAUGUUGCUUGUCCUGGCCUGGUUCCAUCAAGCAAGUUUUGAUCUGGUGUUCAUGGUGCGCGAGGAAUGGAAAGCUGCCAUCGCUAAUUUAGAUGGGCCCCGCUUUGACGAUUGCCUGUCUAUCCUCAUGGAUCGGCCAGUGAAACCCGAGAAAGUCGAUGCCAUCCUGUCAAAGCCAGAGCAGGAUAUCAAUCAAGGGGGUUGGCCCUGGUUGACGUUGUUAGACGCCUCGCUACGACCUGAAACCCAUCGCAAAUUCUUUGGGACUGGCUUGGCCAACUAUGUCACAACCGUAGACAUUCUAACUGCGGCUGAUGCAACGUCCUUGACUCCUACCUUUCUCUCUUCUUGCUCUUUCGAAAACUAUCAAAGCAACGCAGAUGAGUUUCUUACCUGUGCUGUCAAGCAUUUGGUUGCGCCUUCUUAUUUGGAACAGCUAGAUGAUGUGCAGAUGAUUGGGCUUGCUGGCAGUCUAGCCUAUGCAUUCCAUCAAUACUCUUUGAGUAUUGCCGCUCGGGCUCCUGAAGAGAACGAGCAAGCCUUCUAUGCUGACAACAUCUGGCCAUUGCUCAAAGAAGCGGAAGAGCUUACUGCGCUCAUGUUGGAACGACUUCAUCAACUCAAUCAAUGCCACCCACUGGUGGUCAGUUUAGAGUCCAAGGGCAUGAAGCCCCGCCAGCUAUCUGGCCAAGCGCUUUCGUAUGAUUUAGUAUCCAAGGCCAGAGACAACAAGAUUCAAGUUUAUCAUAAAUGUGGCUUCCUUUCCGUCCUACAAGCAUCGGCCGGGCAGCCGGCCAUGAGCACGCAAGACCCACGUGAAAAAUCAUCGUCCAAGCGUUCCGGAACAAAGGAGUCGACAGAGGGCUUGCUGAUUCAAGCUGCGCCAUGCCCCGUUUUAUCCAAAGAUUUGCGCUUUGCUACUGCCGUCGAGCAGCCUGGGGUUGAGCGGUUGUCUGGUGGCCAUGUCAUUAUUUUCGUCGAGCCGUUGCUUCGACUCACGCAUCACGCCAGCCCCCGAAUCAGCGAAAGCUUUGGUGAAGUGUCCUACUCCACAGUUGACGUCAAUGCAAGCCAGCAUGGCUUUCUCAUCGAGCGCCAUGCUUCCUUUGUGAAUCGAGCCUCUGCUUCGACUGGAAAGCGAACAGAACAUGGAACGGCACGGUUUCCGUGUAACGUUUUGGAGAUCGUGCCCCUGCUACCGCACGACUGCACAGACAUUGAUGUUCUUCAGACAUUUGCAAAUUUCCAGGAAGCCUGGCUUUUUCUUGACAAACAUACUGGGCCCAAUUCUCUGCUUGUAGCUGACAGGUUCUUGUGGCAUCGCGACACUUCCCAAUCAUGGAUCCAGGCCACCGCAAGUUCGCACAAAGUGGAGAUUUGCAAGCAACUUGCAGACUGGUGUGAAGUUGUACCGGAGCCCAUCAUUCAGGUUCUCAAACACAGGCACGCGUUGGAGGCCGUGCAAAUGUUGGAAACCAUUUGCAAGCCAAACAACCGCGAAAGAGCAAGUCUCAAAGUCAAGAAGCUUGAAGAUUCAGGCCGCGUUUUGAUCAGCUCUGAGGAUUGCGAAGGGAGCUCUGGCAGUGAAUUUGAAGCAGAGGAAACGUUGGCACAAGCCAUGUUUGUGGCGCUUAUGUAUGAGGAAUGGUGGGGAGAGCCUGCAAGAAACCUGUGUGAACGGCUCGCGCAAAGCCAAACUUCCAAGGACGACAUCCUUUUUUUCGAUCUGUUUCGCCAGCGCAAGGACGACAAAAUUGCAUUCGAGGCUGGUGACACUCAGACAAUUGCAAUGCUGCUUUCUCUUGACUUUUUUUCGUCAAAGAGGGAGGAACCUGAGCUGAGGGCAUGGGUUCUCGAUGUCCUGCGUUCGCCCAUCCAGCAUGUGUCAAAAUGGCGCAUUCUUGCAAUUUUGCGCAAAGGAGAGAAUACAGCAUCGUCAUUUGGAUUGGAGAUUGCACCGGAAGAUCGCCUAAUUGUGACAACACUUGCCAACUGCUGUCCUCAAGAUAGCUUGCGUGGAACCCUGCAACGCUGCAUCGACCCGGUUUCCGGCUCUCAGAAUUUUAGCGAGCUGCAAAUGUGUUUGCGUCGUAAGGACGCCCGUUACGGUGUAUUCGUGUGCAAGGCGUAUCUGCAUCAGCUGCGAAAUAUGCCACUGAUCAAGAGCUGCAUCAAAGAGUACGUCUUCGAAGAAAUGCAUCUGGCCCCGGCCGCAGUAUACUUGGCCAUUAUUGGGCUCUUUGAUCGAAACACCCACAUGGUGUAUGUAAGAGGCAUCCGCGCUGCAACCGAUCUUUUUUUGAAAUGGUGCUGCGAGUACACCUUUCGCUUCCCUUGGCGGUUCAUCUAUUUCGAGGACUUGUCAAUUCGCUUCAGCUUCCCUGAGAUCAGAGACCGGUUUCAAUUUGCUCGAGGCUCCGAUCCAGCAUCCGAGAGUGGCCUGACACGCUGGAACCAGCGCGCUUUCAACUUGAAUGAUGCCAACGAAGCCAACGAUAUCCCACCAGGACCUGCCCAAGGCGAUAAAGCAGCAUCUUUCAAAGGUGCCCACUGGCAGCAGAAGGUCAAGAACUUCUUUGAAGGCUUCAUGCCCCGCCGCGUGAUGCUUUUGGUUUCCCCUCCAGGCGCGGGAAAGUCGCACACGGCCAACGAGAUCAUGCGAGAUUCAGGAGAAAUCAUCUGCCAUCGCUUUGACUGCAGCGACGACCGCCUUGUUAUGAACUCCUUGAGCAGUCUACUUGCGACAUACUUCUCCGUUGAAAACCGCCCUUCGCUUCUCGUUGCAGAUGAGUUUCAUUUGCUUGGGCUACGCCAUAAACGUGAGCUGUUUAAUUGGAUAACUCCUCGCUUAAGCUGGCUCAACGUGCUGCUUAUUGGCAAUCGCAAGCUGCGUCAAGACAGUGGCCUGCUCGAUGAUCUUCGUCGCCAUGUGCAGUCGACUGGCUGUACAAAGGACGACGUGAAGAUUGAAGAAAUGGAGGUGCAACUCGAUCCUAACUUCAUUGUGCAGAACUGCCAUGACAAUGCAAACGGCAUCAAAGACGACCUGACCCGCUGGCUCAUCUUUCUGCGUAUUCUAUUUGGCCCUUCAAUUCUCUCGAUGCGCAACGGGCGUGCCCUUGCGGAGAAUUGGUCAUUGGUGUGGGACCGAUAUCAGGAUGCAGAGUCGCGGGCAAAAAACCUGAGAGAUUGCUUGAUAGAGUCCUUAAUCUCAAAAGCACCGGCCUUGGGAAGCGAGUUUGCCUCGCGCUGUGCGAGCAUUUUCGUUAACAUGGUGUGCUUGCAUCAAACGCCACGCCCUGACGAGCGUGGGCUGUCUGACCUGCUCCUGAGUGCGGCCUUGAAAAAAGCGCGAGACUCCAAAUUUGACUCAACAACAUGUCACAGCUUGCAAGACGCCUUCUCAAAUCCGGCGAUGCAGAAGUGGCCACCCCUCAAACGCGCUUCACAAUGGCUUGAGGGGUUUGAAAGCAACGGAGCCUCAAUGAAGGUGGAGCCAUGCGAUUCGCUAUUCACUUGGCUCGACCAGGAUGGAUUUCCGCUAAUCGUUUCAGCUGAGGAGGAUGCCGCAGACUCAAAAGCCAACUGGUUAAGCGUAGGCAUCAAACUCAAUGAUCACGAGGCACAGGAUCUUGCUACUCUUCGCGACCACGUGGUGCACCACCGACCAAUCAACUGGAGCGACCUUCAGAAAAGUUGGAGUUCUCACCCGCCUUCGAACUUGGAACAAUUUCAAGAUCUUCUGCACGAUGUUGGCAAUGUGCUGUCCUGCUUGACGGCUGUGCCCGAUGAGCAAUUGGUCCGCUUGGCUGAACGUAGUUUUCUUGCUGGCGCUGAAGAAGACGAGACGGGCUUUGUGGUGCAACACGCUUGUUCACGGAUUGCCUUCGACACAUUUUGGCAUGUGUUUGCACAAAGCCAUCCAAAUUUUGUUUGUUAUGUUCUCUGGCGUCGACUGCUCUCAAGCAAUGCCCAGGACAGCUCGACGACCUGGGCGCGUGCCUGUGACCAGCCGGGGGUGAGGCAAAAGCUUUGGAGUUGGCUCCUCAUAGAUGGCAACAUUGAUCUCUUUUGCCAGGCCCGUGGCAGCGAUUUGCAAGUUGCCGAGGAGAACAUCAUCAAGCAUGCUCUCGAUUUUGCCACCAAUGCAACGGCUUCGCAAGUCCUCGUUGUGAAGGCCAUGGUCUCACAUCAGUUUGUGGGCAGGGCGUUAGAACUUGGGGCAGAGAAUAAGGACUACAAGGCUGUUUUGACGCUUUGGAAAGGCCGAGACGCCUCGCAUUCAAGAUGGGCACGAGCUUUCCGCAGUCUUUGUGAAGAUCAACAGGGCCAGGGCGAAGACCACUAUGUAUCGCAAUUUUGGGAUUCGACUUAUUGGAAAAAUGUGGCUCAAAACUACGAAACUGGCACGCCUUGGCCCAACGAAGCUGACGAGGCCUUGCUCAACUUGAUCCAUAACCUGUUGCAGCGAGCGGAUAGGCUUCGACACAGCUGCGAUGAUGUCAAGGGGGUCUUGUUGGAAUGGCAGUCAUCAGUGAAGGAAUCCAAAGUUGAUGAUCAUCAUUAUGACAUUGGUUUAUUUGAUUGA
This is a messenger RNA of Monosiga brevicollis MX1, 10284 nucleotides long. RefSeq lists its product as uncharacterized. Lineage: Eukaryota; Choanoflagellata; Craspedida; Salpingoecidae. The transcript is spliced from 3 exons. Bases 1 to 10284 code for a protein of 3427 amino acids. The record is from RefSeq and is a predicted model, not a curated record. Gene Ontology annotation, molecular function: ATP hydrolysis activity.